CAGAUCAUCACAUACGUUGGAGAAGCUCCUGGUUUUAAAAGCCACAGACAUUCACAGAUUCAUAUUUACCGAAAACAGCUGAAUAAUGAGUGCUGCUCAGAGUCAGUCCAAACUGGAGUCCCUGGAGUGUCACUUCACCUGGAAUCUGGACACCAGCAGGUCCAAACUGUUCUCUCUCAGAGACGAGCUGGUGGACAUCGGCACUGAGGAGGGAAACAUCUGGCUGGGUCACAUCUACAACCUGCAGGGGUUCAUCCAUUACAAGCUGGGCUUCAUUGAAGAGGCCCGGGACUUCUUCAGCAGGGCCACUGAGACCUUCCACCAGCUGGGAGAUGCAGAUGAGGGACCCUGGUUGGUGGUAAACUACGGGAACCUGGCAUGGCUGCACCAACAUCUGGGUGAAGACAGUCAGAGCCAAAGGUACCUGUCAAAGCUGGACACCCUGAUGGAGAAACAUCCGCCUCCAAUCCAGGAUGAGCUCCACCCAGAGGUGUGUGCUGAGAAGGCCUGGACCCUGAUGAAGUUUGACAAAGACAAGAAGCUGCAGGCUGCAGAUUACUUCCAGAGAGCCGUCAGGAUGAAGCCAGAGAUGGUGUCAUGGCAGACCAGCCGUGUGCUGGUGUUGGUGGGUGAUUGUAAACACAGUGACAAAGAGCGUGAGAAAGACCAGGAUGUUGGCAUGUUGGAGGAAAUAAGAAAGGCCCGAGAGGAGGAUCCAGACAACCUGUACCUUGCUGCUGUCGACCUGCUGCUAAGAGCCAAGAGAAGAGAGCAAAUCAAAGAUGAAGCAGAUGAGCUGGAAGAAAAGAUUUUAAUGAAUCCUGUCAGCAGCUACAGCGGCAUCAAAACCCUGAUGAAGGUGUACAGGCAGCUCAACUGCUAUAAGAAGGCCAUUGACCUGGCAGAAAAGGCCCUGAAGAAGCAUCCAGAUGAGCGAUACCUGAAGAGGUGUGCUGCCCUCAGCUACAGAUGGAAGUUUUUUUUUAAUAAGGAAAGUUCCCCAAGUGAAAGUAUGAUCAGCAGAGCCAUCAGUCUGCAUGAAGAGGUGGUCUCUCUCUACCCUGAUUCCUCUCUCAUGAAGGAGGUUGACCUUGCAAACAUGUAUGCUAAGUCUGGUCACGGCCUGAUGAAAGCAGAGCAGAUGUAUAAGGAGAUGUUGGAGAGAGAUCUGGACCCUGCAGACAAGCAGAUGCUCUAUAACUGCUACGCAAAACACUUACAGUACGAUCGAAGGGAGGGUCAGAAGUCGAAUCAGUACCACAUGAAGGCAGCAGAGAUACCUUAUCAGUCCUUCAUCCAGCAGAACAGCAUCAAUCAGCUGCAGAGAAUCAGCGGUCGAGGCAGAAACAGAAUGUGCAGAGAGAUCCAGGAAUUUCUACAAAAGCUGCCGGGUUCGGAUUCUUUGUGAGUUCCUGAUUAAACAGGCUUUCAUUUUAAAGUUUUAGACAACUGUUAAUUGCUGAAUUUAAGUUUUUACAUCUUCUGUAUGAAGAGGUGGACAUGGGUAAUCUGUCUUUUUGGGGUUGUUGUGCUGUUAUGGCAGAAGACAAGGUUGGGUGUGGUUCAGCUGAGAUUGUCAGUGUCUGCUACACCUGAUGCAGGUGUGGGUGGUCAUGGUGUUGACUUCACAGGAGCAU
This is a messenger RNA of Melanotaenia boesemani (Boeseman's rainbowfish), 1637 nucleotides long. Its product is annotated as interferon-induced protein with tetratricopeptide repeats 5-like. Bases 86 to 1408 code for a protein of 440 amino acids. Gene Ontology annotation, cellular component: cytosol. Lineage: Eukaryota; Metazoa; Chordata; Actinopteri; Atheriniformes; Melanotaeniidae. Gene Ontology annotation, biological process: defense response to virus. The transcript has 2 exons. The record is from RefSeq and is a predicted model, not a curated record. Gene Ontology annotation, molecular function: protein binding.